Molecule: messenger RNA, 1063 nt
Organism: Chara braunii
Lineage: Eukaryota; Viridiplantae; Streptophyta; Charophyceae; Charales; Characeae
Source: the annotation of a GenBank genome assembly
GUGCGCAGCACGCACACACAGACACAGAGGUAGAAGAGGGCAGAUCGGCUCACAAAGUUGAGAAAAUGCCCCGCUUGCUCUCUCCCGCUCUUGCGCCAGAACUCCCUGACGACGGCGAUGGCAGCAGCUCAGGAGUCAAAAACGUGCCAUUACCGAUUGCGGAUCAGAUCAGACAUAAUGCUUUUGCAGAGCGAAUCACUCACGGAGAACAGCUGGCGGCAGCAGCAGCGCGGGCAACGACAGUGUGCGACAUCGGCACGGCACGGCACGGCACGGCCCCGCACGGCGCAGCUGAGCGCCGGCUGUCGUCGCAUCACCGUGUUGUGGUCGACAGCAGCCUCCUGAGCUUCGUCGUCAACGCUCUGAAGAAAAAUUUGCAGAGAUCCAGGCGGCAAGCGGGAGGGCGAGGGGGGAGCAAGAGCGGGAGGGCGAGGGGGGAGCAAGAGCGGGAGGGGGAGGGCGAGGGGGAGGGGGAGGCGGGGGGACUGCACGCGGGGAGGGGCGCGCAAGCGGCGGCGACGGAACCACAGGCUCGGGAGGCGCCAGGUGCGCGGAUCCCGUCCCGCCGUAGCGCGGACGCCGCGGAGUGCAGCAGAAGAGAUGGCGGUCGUUCGAUGCGUGCAUGUGGAGUGUGGAGGGGAGGGGAUGCGUGCAUGUGGAGUGUGGAGGGGAGGGGAAAUACGCAUUCCCCGACCACAGAGUGCCUUCUCCUCGCUCUCACACCCCCGCCAAAAUGAGACCCCCCCUCGUCACCUUAAAAAUGGAAAUGGAAAGACGUUGAGGGGGGUAUGAUUUUUUACCCAAAAUAAAAUUGGGAAAGGGCGGCAAAUGACCAACCCAUAUUGCCGAAGACUUCAGCAGCCAUGAAAUGAACCGUUGAUAAACAGACCUCACGAGCUUGAAGAAUCCUGGGGCAAGGUCCCACUUGCACGGAUUAAUAGAUUCUGGCCGUUGAUCUUCGAUAUCUACGGUCAAUAUCGCUUAAUUCGUGUCAGUGGGACCUAGCCCCUGAUGGCCCACCCCUACCACGCACCAAAUGUGAAAAUAAAUCUCAAAGCCGAUG